AUCCUCUCUCUCUCUCCUUCUCUCUCUCUCUCUCUCUAUCUCUCUCCCAACUUUAUCUAAGUAUUUAUUAGUCACUCUUAAAACCAUUUCAGCCAGUGGACAUUUUUUCUCUACUGAAGCCAUUCUGCUGCAUUUGUUAGGGUGAGGUGAAAAAUGGCGCAAAUAUUGGCUCCUUCUGCGCAAUGGCAGAUGAGAAUCGGAAAAAACUCGACGGAUGCAAGCGCAUUGAACUCGAAAAUGUGGAGCUCUCUUGUUAUGAAACAAAACAAGAAAGGCUCGGUUAGAACCUCCGCCAAGUUUCGCGUUUUCGCUGUUAAGUCCGAAGAUGGAACUAUCAACCGUAUGGAACAGUUGCUGAACUUGGACGUAACUCCGUACACUGACAAGAUCAUCGCCGAAUACAUUUGGAUUGGAGGAACCGGGAUUGAUGUUCGUAGCAAAUCGAGGACAUUAUCGAAACCGGUUGAACACCCGUCUGAACUUCCCAAGUGGAACUAUGAUGGUUCGAGUACAGGACAGGCCCCUGGAGAAGACAGUGAAGUUAUCCUAUACCCCCAAGCAAUCUUCAAGGAUCCAUUUCGCGGUGGUAAUAACAUCUUGGUCAUAUGCGAUACGUACACGCCAGCUGGCGAGCCGAUUCCGACGAACAAGAGAUACAAAGCUGCUCAGGUCUUCAGUGACCCCAAGGUUGCUGCAGAAAUUCCAUGGUACGGAAUUGAGCAAGAGUACACCUUACUACAAACCAAUGUGAAAUGGCCUUUGGGUUGGCCUGUUGGAGGCUACCCUGGCCCACAGGGACCUUACUAUUGUGCUGCGGGGGCAGAUAAGUCAUUUGGACGCGAUAUAUCGGAUGCUCAUUACAAAGCUUGUCUAUAUGCUGGAAUCAACAUUAGUGGUACUAAUGGGGAGGUUAUGCCGGGACAGUGGGAAUUUCAAGUAGGUCCCAGCGUUGGAAUCGAAGCCGGGGAUCACAUUUGGUGCGCGAGAUACCUUCUUGAGAGAAUUACGGAACAAGCUGGAGUUGUUCUCUCGCUCGAUCCAAAACCAAUUGAGGGUGAUUGGAAUGGUGCAGGAUGUCACACCAAUUACAGUACGAAAAGUAUGAGAGAAGAAGGUGGUUUCGAAGUGAUAAAGAAAGCGAUACAUAACCUUUCGCUUCGCCACAAAGAGCACAUCAGUGCUUAUGGAGAAGGAAACGAGAGACGGUUAACAGGAAAGCACGAAACUGCCAGCAUCGACCAGUUCUCAUGGGGAGUUGCUAACCGUGGAUGCUCGAUCCGUGUUGGACGUGAUACUGAGAAGGAGGGAAAAGGUUAUUUGGAAGAUAGAAGGCCAGCUUCAAACAUGGAUCCAUAUGUAGUGACUGCAUUACUUGCCGAAACUACGCUCUUGUGGGACCCACCGCUUUAAGCCGAAUCUUGUUCUGUUUUUUUGUAUCAGGUCCCUUUUCAGAGUUCUUUGUAAAUAAAGGGACUAAAAAGCAAAAAAAAAAAAAAGAAGUUCAACUUAAUGUUGUUGGAAUUUGGCAUUCUUGAUUGUUCAUUCAGACAGUUUUAUCAGUUUGAAGUUUGUUCAUUUUUCUGUGUGUAAGAGAACUAAAAGGCUUGUCCAUUUUUUCAUCACCUUUCUUUGGUAAUAAACAUCACCUUUAAUUUUUA
Molecule: messenger RNA, 1658 nt
Organism: Erythranthe guttata (spotted monkey flower)
Lineage: Eukaryota; Viridiplantae; Streptophyta; Magnoliopsida; Lamiales; Phrymaceae
Product: glutamine synthetase, chloroplastic
Cellular component (GO): cytoplasm
Molecular function (GO): glutamine synthetase activity
Source: RefSeq, a predicted model, not a curated record